CGCUCCCGCGCCAGAGAGGCUGAUGCAACAACAGCCACCGAAGCGACGACUACGAAACGAGAAUGGAAAUACGUCGCGAAGAAGAAACCGUGGAGCAAUACCGUCCGUUUAUUGAGACUCUACUGCCCUACGUUCGCUCGUUUUCCUACACGUGGUUCAAUCUGCAGGCUCGCAAGCGAAAGUACAAUAAGGAUCACGAACGACGCAUGACGCCUGAUGAGGAGCGACGGUGUAAAGAAGAACUCGAGGCUGAGGCGCCUGACGAGAAGCGAAAAUGGGCGUCUAGACUUCUGGCAAAGCUGCGAAAGGACAUCAAGGCCGAACACAGGGAGGAAUUCGUUCGAUCAGUCCAGAAUAACGACGUCGAAGCGCCUCAUUCGUGCGUCUUGUCGAAUCCCGAUCAGAAGGGCAAGAUGCGUCGGAUCGACUGUCUGCGUCAGGCUGAUAAAGUGUGGCGUCUCGACCUGGUUAUGGUCAUCCUGUUUCGUGCGAUUCCACUCGAAUCGACGGACGGCGAGCGAUUGGGGAAGUUUCCGAGGUGUCAGCAUCCUACACUCUGCGUACAGCCGAAACACAUCACUGUUACAGUCCGAGAGUUGGAUCUCUUCCUUGCUAGUUUUAUUCAUCUUACUCUGAAAGAUUCUGGAGACGAAGAAGAAGACGCUGAACAGGCUAUUACUGUUCCAGACAAUCUCAUGAAGCGGGGAGCUUUUUCUGCCAUGGACUUUAGAAAGACGACAAGAGUUUCGAUUGUUAGUGGAUCAGACGUUUGUGCUGGAGUUGUCUAUCCUUGUAUUGACAGUCCUCACACUGAGACAGCUCUUCUUCAUGAAGCGUCGACAUCUAUACCUGUCCCCACACGAGGGACCAAACGUCCACAUCGCAAUCCCAUUGCUGGCUCUCUUCAUUCAGAGCAUGAAGAAGAUUACAGUGACUUCGAGAGUGGGACACCUGUCAGUGCAAGCUGGCCUGGUGAGGUAUAUGCACAAAGUCCUAAUGUCGUUCCUUAUUCACCUCAGACACCAUAUGGUGCUAAGUUUCCAAAGGCUAGUUAUGUAUCGAUUGUGGAUACAUUCACACCGCAACAUCUUUCACAGAGUUACCAGCCUGCAGGAUUAUCUAAUGUGGGCUCUGAAUUUGAUUUUAGUGUUCAGUCACAGUCGUUCCCUCCUGUAGCUGUGACAUUACCAAGAUAUGGAGCAGAAGUAGGACCCAGUGAUGGUGGCAUUACAACACCUCCUGCUACAAUUGUUCGACAGCAAGCCUCGGUUGUUCGGACUUGUUCAAAUGCAGCAUUUACCACUCAGACAAGGGGCAGCUAUGCGCAAUCAAGUACAUUAGGUAGCGUAUGUUUUCGUAGAAACAAUAAUCCAACUUCACAGCGAGUCCAAAUUCCUAGAAGUCAUUCGUCUAGCUUGCCUCGACCUUUACGUACUGCUCAUGGGCUAUAUAAAUCAUCGCCGAUUGCAACAGAGCGAGUUUCUACACCAGUCUCUCCCUCCUUAGCAUUUGAUGUAUCAGCUCUGAGUCUGACAUGCCGGGAAAGAGAAACUCCACCAAUGAUCAAAGAGGAGCCAUCUGGUGAUUGUGACAUUGUUGUACCCGGACCGGGUCAAGGUGUAUAUAGUCAUCUACUAGACCCAGGUAUGUUUCAGCAUAUGAUGCCAGGAGUAAACCAAUCAGUCCACCUACAUAGUCAAUCAGCAGUCAGUGGUGUAACAGCUCCACUAGCUGCUUCGUUCAGUCCAUUGAGUGUAUCUCCAACUGUUACUCCAACAGGGGGAACGACUCCUAUUCUCAGAUGGUCUCACACUACCGGAGGUGGAAACACACCAGAACAUCAGCUGCUUGAAGAUGAGAUGACUCUUUUUCUGGAUCUCCCUGGAUAUCCCUACCCUGAUGCAGUGACGACGUCUACUACGACUGUCUGAAUUUUAGUCAGGUGUCUACACGUAGAUGGAAGAAAAAUCACUCAGUUUGUAUUUUAGCCACAGCUGGCAGUUAUCACAUCUUAUUUAUAUAGCCAAUUGGUGGCAUAAAAAUGUUUUUAAAGUGAAAGCAUGGUUACGUAUCGUUUGCUGGAGACAUGGUGUUGAACUAUUACUUCAGAAUGUACAUUGUUUUGUUGAUGGGGUUCCGUUGUAUAUUUUGAUCAAGCUACUUUUAUGGUGUCA
Messenger RNA from Corticium candelabrum, 2174 nucleotides. Its product is annotated as nuclear factor 1 B-type-like. Gene Ontology annotation, biological process: regulation of transcription by RNA polymerase II. Gene Ontology annotation, cellular component: nucleus. Gene Ontology annotation, molecular function: RNA polymerase II cis-regulatory region sequence-specific DNA binding; DNA-binding transcription factor activity, RNA polymerase II-specific. The transcript is spliced from 6 exons. The record is from RefSeq and is a predicted model, not a curated record. Lineage: Eukaryota; Metazoa; Porifera; Homoscleromorpha; Homosclerophorida; Plakinidae. Bases 63 to 1931 code for a protein of 622 amino acids.